Auanema sp. JU1783 is the source of this 2901-nucleotide messenger RNA. The record is from the annotation of a GenBank genome assembly. Lineage: Eukaryota; Metazoa; Nematoda; Chromadorea; Rhabditida; Rhabditidae.
AUGUCAAUUCAUUCUCGUGAUUAUGAUGAUGAGGAUGAUGAUGAGGAAAUGGAAUUAACUCUCAUUAAGUCUCGCUCGGAAGCGUCCAGUCCAUGGGGUCAUAGUAUUUUGAAAUCUUCAGAUGUACAUCAUCACGGUAAUGAUGAUGAUGAUGAUGAUGACGAUGAUGAAGAGGAGGAUGAUGAUGAUGAGAACGAUGACGACGAAUCAGAAGACAGUGAUGCCGAAUUCGCUGUUCAUCCAAUUCUGAGAAGUCUCAUCAAAAGUAAAUCGGCUUAUACUGUGCCGAUUUGUCAUAAAUCCAACAUGAAGGCUAGCAAGACGACAUUUGAGUUGAAUUUAUCGAAGAUGUGGGCGUCAACGAAUGAGAGCAUCCUAAACCAGAGAGAAGCUCCCGUUGUCAAUUGUGCCGCUAGUCGACUGGAUGAGAAAUGGCCGGAACCUGAAGAUAUCUCAAUGGAAGUCAAAGAAAGACCUCCUGAAACAUUCAAAUCAUCUGGUUGUUGGUCAUCUCCUCCGAAUUUUGUUAUGGAUGAUUCGAAUUCAGUAGCUUCAUAUGAUUCAAUUAAUGAAGAUCGCUUAAGUAGUUGGUCUGCUCCAGAGCAUGGACAUAAUGAUAAUUCCGAUUUCGAGGAUGAUGAUGAUGAUGAUGAGGAUGAUGAUGAUGAUGGGGUAGAGAAGGAAGAAGAAGAACAUGAUGAUGAUGUAGAUGCUGGAAAGAAGGAGGAAAAUGAAGAAAUAGAAAGAAAUAGGAAAAACGAUGAGGUUGAAGUAGAUGAGCAAGAGAAGACACCAGUUGUUGUGCAAGUUGUUGAAGAAAGUUCCAUUUAUGAACAAGAUGAGAACUUAGAUCCUCUUCAACCUCAUCUCCUUUUCUCUACCAGUUACCCCAUCAUUGAUACUCCAGAGCCGGUGUCUUCACUUUGUUCUAUUCGUUUGCCGUCCAGCUCAGGCUCAGUUCCGUCCCCAUCGCCACCACGACCACUCUCACCCGUUCUUGGCAAACCAGGUACAAGGAUGACAACUUCGCGUUCACUUCAAUUGCGACCAAGACCGCACCUGGAAGAACUCUUGUAUAACAACUUGUCAGCCACUUCCGACGAAGAUAUGGAUGAGGAUGAGGAUAUGGAUGAGGAAGAAGAAGAAGACACUUGUUGGCCUCAAAAAGAUCCUUGGCCUGAACAAGAGGUUUGGCCAGAAGACCGAGUAUUCGCUCAUUCAUUUCGAAAUAGUUGGGUCGAUAACGAUAUGCCGCGAUCGGUUUCUGUUCAAUUUCGACCAGUUCGUCGUUCAACUCCUCUGCCGAACUCAUUGUCUGCUCAUUCUCAAAUCCAAAAUGUCUUCGAACCUUCCUUUAUGCGUCAAACAACUGACAAGAUGAUCAAAAACAAUUCUUCAUCAACCAACAGCUCAAUUCAUAUGUUAAGCGAAUCAGAGAGAUGUGAGUUGGAUCGUCGUUCAGCAUGGCUGGAACGAGGAAGCUUAGUUCAGUUAUCUGCAACUGGUGAUUGCUCAUCUCAUUCAAUACGACGAAGUUGCACAACAGAUGAAUUUAAACGACCACGUCGUCGUCUGCCUCGUCGUCCAGAUGAUGUUGGAGGAGAUAUGCCAUACUCAAUGUCUAUGUACGACAAAUGUUUAUAUGAAGAGCGUUAUGGAGGCAGUCAAUCACUACGUUCUUCAAUUCAACAUCUAAAUAAGGAUUCAGAAUCUGUUAUUCUAUCUACGAAUCAAAUGGUUACGAAGCCUCGACCUCCAUCUACUCUAUCUAUUGGAGAGCCUGGUCCAGCUUAUUAUCCAGGACAAACACCCACAUCUCCGUCAUAUCAAUAUGCCAGCAAACAAAACUCGGCUCGACAAACAUAUCAGGAAAUUGCUACUCCAAUGUCUCCACCAAAACACUUACUUCCAUCACCACAUUCGACUGGACGACGUUUGCCAGCACUACCUUUGGAUCAACCGUACUUCAGUCGAUUUGGAGCCAUGAGCGUUCCUCAAGCAGCAGCAGCAGCCGCAGCUGUAGUCAAGAAUGACCACACAUUAUGCUUUAUUGAUGGAAUGACAGAUUCAGUCUUAGCACGUAGUACAUUUGAAGAUUCCUAUUAUGAGGAUGAUAGCAUCAAUGGAAAUUCAUCUAUCUAUCGUCGACAACGUAAAUCUUUCUUCUCUCCGGAUGAUUCAUCAGGUGUUUCCUCCUGCACGACAUCUGACAGCAUAAAUCCAACUCAUAGGGUUCAAUCGUCUUUCAUUCCAAGACAUCACGAUGAGCUUUUACUAGAUAUUGGUGAUGCUGUGCAUGUGGAGCGAACGUGUGAAGAUCAUUGGUGUUAUGGAACCAAUCUUCGAACCAAUCAAUCGGGCAUCUUUCCAUCGGCUGUCGUCUGUGAAAUUGAUUUAGUCGAAGAAAUUUGUUUAGGAGCUUUGCCAACUAAUACCAACAAAGUUUUAAACUCUGAUCGUGAUACAUUCUAUCUGACCAUGCUAGCUUCUAUAGAAGUAGCUCAUCACAAAGGAAAUGACGUUCUGACGCAAGCGAUGAACAAAGUUCUCUCGUUGUACAAAAACCGCGAAGAAGUCAUUGUGCCACAGACGGUGUUAAUGGAAAUUUCAUUUCGAGGCAUCCAUGUCAUUGACAAACGAAAGAAGAAUUUCUUCCAAUGUCCAACAUUCGACUUCUUCUACAGCCUUCAGAACAUCAGCUUCUGUGGAGCACAUCCGAAGCAGUUAAAAUAUUUUGGUUUUAUUACGAAACAUCCAUUACUUCCUCGUUUUGCUUGCCAUGUCUUCAUGUCUAAUAUCUCAACUCAACCUAUUGUUGAGUCAAUUGGACGAGCCUUUAAACGUUCCUACGACGAGUACAUGGCAUUUGCCCAUCCAACAGAAGAUAUUUAUUUGGAAUAA